Ananas comosus (pineapple) is the source of this 1104-nucleotide messenger RNA. RefSeq lists its product as uncharacterized. The record is from RefSeq and is a predicted model, not a curated record. Lineage: Eukaryota; Viridiplantae; Streptophyta; Magnoliopsida; Poales; Bromeliaceae. The coding region runs from base 1 to 1104 and encodes 367 amino acids. The transcript has 3 exons.
AUGGACAAGGUCCAACACAGAGCCCGGCUUCUAGAAGAUCCCAGGAACAAGAGCUCCUCCAAAAAUGUGUUGUUCCAUUGGAAGAGGAAGCUGGUCGGACACGUGGCGGGCAUCCGCGCGCGGCGGACGCGGUGCGUGGUGUGCCUGCAGGUGCACCAGAUCACGGGCAUGUCCCCGGCGAUGGAGGGGCGGGGCGUGAUCGUGGGGUGGAGGACGAAGGGGUGCCGGGGGGAGCACACGCGGGCCGUACACGUGUCCCGGGGCGCCGCCGCGUUCGACGAGAUCUUUCUACACUAUUCUAGAAGCGACGAGCGCGCGAUCCUGCGGAGCUUCGCCGUGUGGGUGUCGCUCGUCGACUCCGCGGAUUGCGAUCUGGGGACGUUCCACCUCGUCCUCGGCGGGAUCGCGAGCGGGGGAACCCUAACCCUAAGCGUGUAUUGUCGGAUGAUCGAGGAAGAGAAUAGCGAGAGCAUAGACGCAGGGGAAAGAGAGCGUAACAAGACCGGUUGCUUCUCCUGCCUACCUGAUCUGAGCUGCCUCCGAACUCGGCCGGUGACCGGCUCGGCUCGGCAGGCCAGUUCGAUGCGGUCCGACCGGGGCUUCAUCACAAUCGAGAACUCGAACUCGAUCGUAGGCAACUCCGCACCGCCGACCGACGAUGGCGAAGACGACGGCGACUUCAUCACGAUCGAGAAAGGCACCGUGUCGUUGCGGCGGCCCCCCUCCGACAGCUUCGACGCCGAAAGCGUCGGCGCAGACGGCGACGAGAAGCCGUGCCUUCUGAUGGAGAUCGCCGAGGAAUUCGACGCGGAGAAGGUGGAGGACGAGUUCCUGCGGAUACUCGAAGAGAAGUGCUGGAGAGGGGGCGAUGACGUGGAUGACGACGUGGAGGUUAUGAGGAAGGGGGUGGAGGGGAGUUUGAGCUUGAGCUUGGACCUGAGUUUGGACUUGGACUUGAACUCGCUGAUUAAGGAGGCGGAGAUUGAGCUCGCCAAAGCGGCGCAGAUGUGGAGGGGUAGAGUGGGUGCGGCGCUUGUGGAGAAGGAAGAGUACGAGGACUUGAUGAAGAGAUUGGGUGCAAAUGAGGAGAUUUUUAAAAAUUAA